Molecule: messenger RNA, 1570 nt
Organism: Contarinia nasturtii (swede midge)
Lineage: Eukaryota; Metazoa; Arthropoda; Insecta; Diptera; Cecidomyiidae
Exons: 4
Coding region: 654-1463 (269 amino acids)
Source: RefSeq, a predicted model, not a curated record
UACAGGAUACAGGGUACCACGCACAUACAUUCGGACAUCAAAAAAACGCUAGAUUCGUGUUCCCUGACUCCUAAAACACCAAGAAAACAUAUUUUUUGAGGGUGCUAAUUUUUCGACCGGUUCCAAUACUUUACCUUACACACUAGGUGUGUGCGGAAAAGUAAAAAUAAGCCAAAAUAAUACAAACAACAAGACGAAAGAGUGAAAUGAAGCUAAGAAUAAAAAGUUUUCUUCGAAGUAUCUUUUUCUUGUAAAUUCAACUAACGCACUUUUUCAACAUUUUGUUCAAGAAUUUAAAUGAACUCUACAGAUUGAAUAGAAAUUGCGACUGACUGACGCGAACGUAUAUAUCCGAAACCCGGACCAAAAAUUACUAAAAUCUGACCAAAAAAUACAAAAACCGUACCAAAAAUACGAAAAUUGUACCAGCAUGAAUUCCGAAAUUCACUUUACUUUUCUGAAGAACUAACUUCCCUGUGAGUUAAAUUUUUCCUUUUUUCAAACAGAACCUGCAAAUUGAUGAUUGGGCUGGAUUAGCAGGACUUUUAUACACGGAGAUAUUUAGUCUCGAUUUCUUAACUCCUUUAAGUGAAUCCGACGCCAAAUUUAAUUUGGAGCCUCAUCUACAAUUAGACUUAAGAAGGUACAUUGAAAUGGUGCGGGGUGCAAGCGAUACCAUAGGUCUCAAUGGACCAGACCUACUUGGAAAUGUAUAUGCACCAAGAGGAAAUAUACAUGUGCACUCACCUUAUUUAGAAGUGUCAGCUUUUAAUCCUCGUUCAAAUUUCAUUGCAUUGAAAAAACAUGAUAACGGAUUUGACCCGACUUUUCGCUCAACCGUAAAUAUACUACAUCGGAAACAAGCAUUGCAAACAACUAAAAAUGCAAACAAUAAAAAGAUUUUCUCUUGGAUGCAAUGGAAGCAGAAAGAUAAUACCCGCGAAAGUCCUGUACCCCAGAUAAUGUUAAAUCCAUUGCCAAUUUUACACCCGAUUUGCAUUGCAAUUCAAAUAUAUAAUCGUGACAGUGAUGAUCCAAUUGACAAUAUUUGCUGGGAUAUUUUAAGAGCGAUUGAAGAAUAUAACAAAGAUAAUGAAUCUGCCGUAAAUUUCGUUUCCAGGUACCGAGGAGGAGCAGGAGAUGAAGCAGACGAAGGUGAUGGAAGGAGUGGUAUGACAUCUGGCGAUCCUUCCAUUGGUUCAUUGGAUGUCGACGAUAAUAAUGACGAUAUAAAUUCAUCAAAAUCAUCAUAUGUAAUUGCUGGAGGACCAGAAAAACUUCCAUGUGGUGCAAAAUCGUCUGAUUCAUCUAAAAAAAACCAUUCAACAAAAUCUUUUCAAUGGACUUUGAGCAAUUGGGGCACAAAUAAACAAAAUAUUCGAGUCGAUCUAGCAAGUCCUGAGGAUAUUUCUCUGGACACUGAUAAUAACAGUUCAAGAGUUGUUUAUGGUACAACAGUCUGAAUUUUCAAACAUUUAAUUUUUUCAUUUAAUAAUACUCUCAUCAUGUAUUAAAUUGAUGGACAUUUUAUAAUUAAAUAAUUUUGCAUUUAUUUCGCACAACUUACACA